Parasteatoda tepidariorum (common house spider) is the source of this 2479-nucleotide messenger RNA. RefSeq names its product Autophagy-related 7 (gene Atg7). Gene Ontology annotation, cellular component: cytoplasm; phagophore assembly site. The record is from RefSeq and is a predicted model, not a curated record. Gene Ontology annotation, biological process: piecemeal microautophagy of the nucleus; autophagosome assembly; autophagy of mitochondrion. Gene Ontology annotation, molecular function: Atg12 activating enzyme activity; Atg8 activating enzyme activity. Lineage: Eukaryota; Metazoa; Arthropoda; Arachnida; Araneae; Theridiidae.
GGAGAUCCCAAAUAUUAAAUUUUAUAAACUGAAUAAAUGGAGAGCCUGUAUUUCUUUGCAAUUUUUUCAAGUAUAUAUACAUUUAAAGAACGAAAAACUGUUACGUAUCGGAUGCUUUUCCAAUACUGAAUUGUAAAAGUUUAUUAUUUAUUAAUCAGCAUUGUAAACAUGUGAUUGAAUACGAAACUGAUGACGAAUUAAAUAUUGGUAUCUUUUGGAGUUUACUUCGAGCAGGUUGCACUGAAAUCCUUAAAUUUUUUUAUAAUAAAUAAUGUCUGACGAUAAUUUAUUACAGUUCGUUCCAUUUGCGUCUGCACUAGAAGCAGGAUUUUGGUAUCAAUUGACUAAAAAGAAACUGGAAGUUUUCAAAUUAGAUGACAAACCUGUAGAAAUUCAAGCGUUUUACUCUAACAGUGGACCCACUGGAUCCCCUUGUAUUGUGAAUAUAGAUUAUUCUUCUCUGGAAGUGGACACAGCAGUCUCUCCUGGUAGUUUUGGACUGAGAGGAACUUUGAUCAAUACCAAUACAAUAGAAGACUUCAAACUGAAAGAUAAAAAAGAUUUGUUGAGGUCUGUUGGACAAAAGAUAUGGAAAUCUAUUACAGAUGAAUCAGCCCUUGAAAAUCCAACAAAUUUACAAUCUUUGGUCUGUUUAACAUUUGCUGAAUUGAAAAAAUACCAUUUCUACUAUUGGAUUGGUUUUCCUGCCCUGGUUUAUCCGAGGGUCACUAAAUGUGGGGAAAUACGUGGAAUUUAUGACUACUUUAGUUCUGAGCAAGUGACACAAAUUCUAAAUUCCUACGAUUCCUUGGAAUUGUCCCAUAAAACAGCAUUUUUAAUUUGUAAAAAAAGUAACGAUGAAUGCUGUGUUUCCGAGCUCAAGCAUUACAGAGAGAUUAAAAAUUCUUGUUCUCAGAUUCUAGUUGGAUUUACAGACCCAUCUUCAUUAGAAAAAUAUCCUGGCUGGCCUCUAAGAAAUCUGUUAGCCCUAGUCGCUUACCAUUGGUCCAAUGAUCAAAAGGAGUGGGAUGUAUUGUGUUUUAGGACAAAUGUUAGAGAAGGAAGGCGUCACUGUGAACAUAGCAUUAUCAUACCUAUUCAAUUGGAUUCAACCUCUAUUUCUGAUGAAGAUUGCCCUGAUGUUGUUGGUUGGGAAAAGAAUAAAAACAAACUUGCACCAAGAAAGGUUGACAUGAGUGCUAAUAUGGACCCUAAAAAAUUAGCCAAUUCAGCUGUGGAUCUGAAUCUAAAGCUUAUGAGAUGGCGUCUUUCUCCUGAUUUAAAGUUGGAAAAGAUUCAAUCAUCAAGAUGCCUUUUAUUUGGAGCUGGCACUUUGGGUUGCAAUGUUGCCAGGUGCUUAAUGGGCUGGGGCGUGAAGAAAAUCACGUUUGUUGAUAACUCGAAAGUUUCUUUCUCCAAUCCUGUUCGUCAGACACUUUUCACAUUUGAGGAUUGUCUUGGAGGUGGUCAAUUUAAAGCUACAACUGCUUCAAAAGCGCUUCAAGGAAUUUUUCCAGGCAUUGACUCUGAAGGCUAUGUUUUAAGUGUUCCUAUGCCAGGGCACUCUGUACCUGAAAACAUGGUGGAUCAAACAAAGUUAGAUGUGUCCAAAAUUGAAGAAUUGGUAGAGAAUCAUGAUGUUAUCUUUCUCCUGAUGGAUUCUCGUGAGAGUCGUUGGUUGCCUUCUUUGCUUGCAGCUCACAGAGGAAAACUUGUGAUUAAUGCUGCCCUUGGAUUUGAUACAUUUCUUGUAAUGAGGCAUGGCUUAAAGCUUCCAAAUACUUCUGGCGGUGAUAUUGGCUCAAAGAUAAUUGAAGGCUAUGACCUUGGCUGUUACUUUUGCAAUGAUAUUGUCGCUCCAGGAAAUAGUCUUCAAGACAGAACCUUGGAUCAACAGUGUACUGUUACCAGACCGGGGGUCUCUUAUUUGGCUGCUGCUUUGGCUGUCGAACUCAUGGUUUCUGUUUUACAACAUCCAAAAGGGGGACAUGUUGCUGCCAGCACCAUUGAUAUCCCGAACACUUUUGAUCCAGAGCUGUCGACUGACCUCGGAUUGGUUCCGCAUCAAAUCCGAGGAUACCUGGACAGAUUUCAAAACACGUUGCUUACCAGUAAAGCAUUUGACUGUUGUACAGCCUGUUCUAAUAAGGUUAUAGAGGAAUACAAUAAAGAAGGAUUUAGCUUUCUUCUCAAAGUGUUGAAUGAUCCCUGUCACCUGGAAGAAAUCACUGGAUUAACUAAAUUGAUGACUACCAUUAGCAUGGAUGAGGUUCUGGAGCUCAGUGAUGAUGAUUCUGCCUGAUGAUAGAAGUAUAACUGAUUUACACUACUAUUCUGUGAUUUUCAGUGAAGCACUCUUGGGAUUUUCAUUUCACUCUUUGCAUAUUUAUUAUUUUGGGCCCACUCACUUUGCAAUAUUCAAUGUUCCUUUUUUUUUUUAAAGGCUAUUUUUUAUUUAUUAAAAAUAUUGUACAUUUUG